Molecule: messenger RNA, 924 nt
Organism: Xyrauchen texanus (razorback sucker)
Lineage: Eukaryota; Metazoa; Chordata; Actinopteri; Cypriniformes; Catostomidae
Product: G2/M phase-specific E3 ubiquitin-protein ligase-like
Exons: 4
Coding region: 1-924 (307 amino acids)
Cellular component (GO): nucleus
Molecular function (GO): ubiquitin-protein transferase activity
Source: RefSeq, a predicted model, not a curated record
AUGAAGGAGGUCCGAUCAUCCUUAGGAGUUUUUGAGGGACAGGAAGGAAACCUCUUUUUUACAUAUGACCAGUCAUCUUUAGAGCAGGGCAGGUACUAUACUGCAGGGAAACUGACUGCCUGGUCUCUGAUUCAUGGAGGACCAGGCCUUAAAGCACUGGACCCAGCAUUGUAUUUGCUAAUGUGCGGUCAAGAUGCAGAUGUACAGAACUUCCAGUUUGAGGUGUUGCCAGACAGGGAGGUGCAGGAAAAUGUCCAAAAGAUUAAGCAGUGCAGCACAGAAGAUGAUUUGGUGAAGCUUAAACAAGAUCUUGGGGAAUGGAUCGCUGAAUGUGGAGUGCCACAGAUAUACAACGCUAACCUUGAAUGCCUUCCCCAAAUUUAUGGACAGAUUGUGAAGCACUUCAUUUUUCACAGUGCCGUUUUAACUACCAGAUCAUCGAACAUGAUAACGCAGUUUAAACAAGGGCUCAACUCUUGUGGCCAGCUGUGGGAGACGGUGGAAAGGCACUGGAAUGCCUUCAGGCCACUAUUUACCCACAAAGAGGGACAACUUACAAGGUUGUCAUUCCGAGCUCUUUUUAAAGUUGUCUGGAGUGAGGAGGGUUCCAACAGGCGGGAAGCGGAGGAGGACACAAUGUUUUCUUGGGAGUGUCUUCUCAGUUCAAUUGAAGAAAAACGGGUGCAGCUGACCUUUGAAGACCUCCUUACAUUUGUAACUGGAGCAGAUGCUGUGCCACCCCUUGGAUUUCCACAGCAGCCUGAAAUUCAAUUCUAUGACCAAGAGGGUGAAUUGAAACGGUUUCCCUAUGCCUCUACUUGUUCUACUGUGCUGUACCUACCUAGAGGUAGUUCUUCUGAGGAUGACCUUUUUGAAAUAAUUAUAGAGGCAGUUCAUGGAUCGGCUGGUUUUGGCAAAAUUUAA